AUGGAUAAACAAUGGAUAAAUAAAUAUUUAUCAAUAAUUAAAUUAUUUAUAAUUACUAUACGCUUUGAUCAUAAACAACUGGAUGAAUUAUUUUCUCUAUAUCCAACGAUAACCAGUAUUUGUGAUACAUAUCCACAACUGGCAUCAAUAAUAUGGUUAGAUGUAUCAAAAAAUCAAAAUGAAGAAGAAAAAUAUGCACACUAUUUAAAUGUAUUUAAACAAACUUGUAUUCCAUUGACAUUAGAUUGUAAUAAGCACUGGAAUGAUCAAGAAUUGAUAAAUCAAAUAUUCAUAGAUAUAACAUUUGAUUUACAUCCAAAUUAUUCUUUAAAACGGUUAACACUUUCGUUAUCAUGUCUUUAUCAUUUAUUUUUACUAGUUGAAUAUUUACCUCAAUUAGAAUAUUUAAAAAUACAAAUAAAUAUUUGUUAUAAACAAUUGUCCGAAUUUGAUAGUGAAAUUAAUUGGGAAGACAGUGGUGUUAGUGGAAAAGAUGAUGACUAUAAUUAUGACAAAAUUACAGAUAAAUUGUUGUCAUUAUAUUUAAAAGAAUUUCAUUUAGAAGGACGCUUCUUAAAGAUCAUUACUUAG
Molecule: messenger RNA, 591 nt
Organism: Didymodactylos carnosus
Lineage: Eukaryota; Metazoa; Rotifera; Eurotatoria; Philodinida; Philodinidae
Source: the annotation of a GenBank genome assembly